AUGUAUUUGGCCGACGCCUCAGAUGCUACUCGCUGCAAGGCCUUCCCGACAACCUUGACAAAAGCGGCCAUGAAGUGGUUUAAUAGCCUGCCUCCUAGGCUGGUAACCAGUUUCGACGACCUCGCGUGUAAAUUUCUCACACGAUUUUCAAUCCAGAAAGAUAAGGUUAAGCAUGCACCUAGCCUACUCGAAGUGAAACAAGAAGCCCGAGAACCCCUGAGAGACUACAUGGAGAGCAUUAGCAAAGCAUGCUUGGAAAUCCAAGACCUGCUUACUGAAGCCGUAAUCAUGGGACUAGUCAAUGGGCUCCGAGAAGGACCCUUCUCCCAAUCUAUAUCAAAAAGACAUCCGACUUCCCUGAUCGAUGUACAAGAGAGAGCUGAAAAGUACAUCAAUAUAGAAGAAAAUGCCCGGCUACAAGAACCUAGUUGGCGACUUAGGCACCCUCACCAGCUAAAGGAAAAAGAGAGGGAACCCAAGAGGAAAGAAGAAGUCAAAUCCGAGAAGCCCAGAAGGUACCACAAUUAUACUCUGUUACGAGUUUCUCUCAUGGAUGUUUACAGGAAAAUUUAUCACACCGAGAAGCUCCCUCCCCCGCGUCCAAUUAAAAACAAAAAAGGUGGGAGCCGUAACGAGUAUUAUGAGUACCACAAGUUGUAUGGGCACUCAACAAAUGAUUCUUAUAACCUAAAAAAUGUGAUAGAAAAACUGGCCAGGGAAGGUCGGUUGGAUAGAUAUCUCAUGGAAAGGUCGGACAAUCACGGAAAAAGGAAAAGAGACAACGAAGACCUUGACCGAAGAGGUCCGCCCCCGCAGACUCCAGAACGACACAUUCACAUGAUAUCUGGAGGAUUCACUAAAGGGGGCUGA
Molecule: messenger RNA, 870 nt
Organism: Arachis ipaensis
Lineage: Eukaryota; Viridiplantae; Streptophyta; Magnoliopsida; Fabales; Fabaceae
Source: RefSeq, a predicted model, not a curated record